This is a messenger RNA of Lasiodiplodia theobromae, 1647 nucleotides long. RefSeq lists its product as uncharacterized. The coding region runs from base 1 to 1647 and encodes 548 amino acids. The record is from RefSeq and is a predicted model, not a curated record. NCBI's taxonomy places the organism in Eukaryota, Fungi, Ascomycota, Dothideomycetes, Botryosphaeriales, Botryosphaeriaceae. The transcript has 3 exons.
AUGGCGGCCAUCUUCGGGAAUUACUCGCAAGCGACAACGUGGGAGCCGGAGCCGACGACGCGAGGGACAUUCGGCAUUCUAUCAUCGUGCCUGGUGACACUGGGCUUGUGCGUUUGGACCGCCGUGCACCUGAACAUCCCAGAACACGGGAAAUCGGCCAAGCAAAAAUAUCGGAAGCUGGGCUGGAUGGGAUUCGCGCUUAUUGACCCCGAGCUGGUCGUCUACACAUCGUGGCGGCAACGCCAGAACGCCAGUCGAAUCCUCCACGAAGCCUGCAAAGCCUUCGGACAACCGCUACCCACGCCAUGGUAUCAGCGACUCGGGUCGUCGCUACUUUCCCUGGUCUGGCACCGACAGCGAAGUAAACCAGACGUCGAGAGCCAAACAUCCAAACCCAAACCUACGCGUCACCCAUGGACAAUGACGCACGGCCACUACGUCGCGAUGGGCGGUCUAGCCGCCGAAUUCACCAUCGCCCCCGGCAUCUCAGAGCGGCUGGUCAUCACGCCAGAUAACUUCUCCGCCUUCGUCGAUCGUCUGGGCCCGGAUUUCCUGCCGAAUCUGUCAGAAGACGAGAUCGCAGACAAGAGCAAAGCAAACGGGCUGGCGAAAACAAUCGUGUGCAUCCAAGCGCUGUGGUUCGGCGUGCAGUGCUUCACGCGCUGGUCGCAGGCGCUGACCAUCUCCCUGCUCGAGCUCAACACGCUCGGCCACACGUAUUCUGCCCUGGCAAUGUACCUGCUGUGGUGGUACAAGCCGCUCGACGUUUCCGAGUCCACCGUCAUCGACGACGAGAACUUCCGGGAACUGGCUGCUGCGUGGAGCCUCCGAACCGGACCUUUUCGCGGCGAACCGCUGCCCAGGUGGCUCCCGCCGCAAUGUUCUUCUUCUUCUUCAGACGAAGAAACCGUCGGGUCGAUAUCACCGUCCACCCUCUUCUCCAACGACGACCGUGACAUCGCCGGCCAAGACGCCUUUGCCGAUGACAACAUCCUCGCGCCCUCGAAAUGGUACUCGGGCUUCCGCUUCUACGGCUUCUCUUCCAACGGGCAGCAGUUCAAGACGCAAUCCUGGCGAGACGAGAAAGACGGCUCCCUCUCCCCGCUCUCCCUCGGCCGGCCGUACGUGGAGAUCAGUCCUCAGGAACGGCUGCGGUGGAAGCUAGCCGCGCGCCGAUACGCCCGGGAAGCCAAUCUCGUAUCUGGCUCAUCAACCUGCCAGUCCGCCGACGACGCCGCAUACCGCGAGCCCGUCGUCCGCCAAGUCGACGACUGGUUCGUCAGCAAGUUCUCGAUCGUCGAGCGCGCCGACGCCGCCAUCGGCAUGAUCCUAGGCGGCUUCAUCUACGGCGGGAUACACGCUUUGGCGUGGGCCGCGCCGUUCCCAUCCGCGAAAGAGCGCGUGCUGUGGCGCAUGGCGAGCGUCGUCGUCAUCGCGUUCGGCCCCGUGUACGUCUCGCUCUGGCACCUGGCGCACAAGGGCAAGACGUCGGUUUCGUUCUUCGCGACGGCGUUUUACCGGUUGAUACUGGCGGCGUACCUGUUCUCGCGGACGUAUCUGGUGGUCGAGUGUUUUAUUCAGCUGGCGCAUCUGCCCAUGUCGGCGUACUACGCUCCGAAUUGGUCGGCGUACUUCCCGCACUUUUGA